CACAAUAGAAACGAGCCCUCCGUGCAUUGUUGUUGGUGUGUUACUAGUAAUAUUAACCUAUCCGACUGUUGUGUGAGUGAUUGUGCGCGAGGAUCGUGCAAGGAUCGCCACGGCGCAAGACGGCAGGACCUCGCCACGUUGCGGCUUAAAAAGUGCGUACACUACACCGUAGUGGGGCAGAUAUAAGAGGUUCCGGUUGGACGACAAAACAGGAAAACGGAUUCCACCAAAAUGAGGAAAACCGACACACAAAUGAACGUGGCUGGCAUACGCCGAAACAUAAAGAAUAUCGCCCACAACUAUUCCGAUGCGCAGAUCAAGGUGCGGGAGGCUACCUCGAACGAUCCAUGGGGACCGUCGUCCACGAUCAUGGCGGAGGUCGCCGACCUGACGUACAACGUGGUGGCGUUCUCCGAGAUUAUGCAGAUGAUUUGGAAGCGGAUGAACGAUCACGGCAAAAACUGGAGGCAUGUCUACAAGGCACUGCUCCUCUUGGAAUACCUCAUCAAAACGGGCACCGAGAAGGUGGCCCAACAGUGCAAGGAAAACAUUUACGCCAUCCAAACGCUAAAAGAGUUCCAGUACAUGGAGGAGGGCAAGGACCAGGGCAUGCACGUGCGGGAGAAGGCCAAACAGCUCGUGUCGCUGCUGAAGGACGACGAGCGCCUGAAGAACGAGCGUGCCCGUGCCUUGAAGGCGAAGGAACGGUUCGCCCGGACGGCCAGCGGUUUCGGUAGUGAUGGUUCGAUCGAUGGUCCGACGCAGCGUGAUUCACGGCCACCGAACUGGGGUGAAGGUGAGCCAGUCGCGGGCGUAGGGCCCAGUGGCGCCGCCGGCAAACCGGUAUCGGAGAUUGAGUUCGUGCGACCGCAAACGGUCGGUGAAGAGGAACUGCAGCUCCAGCUGGCCAUGGCCAUGUCUCGCGAGGAGGCAGAACAGGAAGAACAGAAGCGACGCAGUGACGACGUGCGGUUGCAGUUGGCGCUCAGUCAGAGUGAACAGGACUUUAAAAAGGAUGGUGACCCAAAGCAGGAGAACAGCAGUGCACUCGUUGAUCUGCUGGACAUCUCGUUCGGAGCGGCAUCGCUCAGUAACCAGGCACUUGCGGGCCCAUCCGGUGCCACUGGUGGACCGAUCGAUCCGUGGGGUAUGCCAGUGGCCGGCGGUUCGAGACCUACGACUUUAGCAGUCCGAUCGCCGCACAUCGAAAGCGGAAGAGUGGUUGAGGCUAUGGCGACAACCGACCCAUGGUCCCGGACUUCAUCUCCACCGGCGGUAGAUCCAUGGCUGAACACGGCGUCCGCCCUGCCACCGGCGGCACCAUCGACCUCAAAACCUCCGCUGCUGGCCGGUGGUGGUGGUCUCGAUGCGUGGCAAACUCGAACUCAGUCGCCUUCGGUCACAUCCGGGUCGUCGGUCGAAGGAUGGUUGCAAAAUGGUGGACCCAGCGGUGCAGGCGCUCUACUGGCGAAUGGUGGGGCUGGGCCCAGCAACGGAAACGUUGAUCCGUGGUUGAGUAAAACAGGCGCUGUAGCGGCCAGUGCGCCUCCGAGUGCGCCGGGUGACCCGUGGCAAGGUAAUAAGAGAUCUACACCAGUGCCUGCUGCUGCUGCUGCUGCUACUGCCGAUCCGUGGCAGCCUAGUGCGGCCUCCGCGGGUAAGCUUGACCCGUGGGCUCCCGUUGCGGGAGGCUCCGCUAGCGGAAGCAUUGGUGACCUGGGAGCAGCCUUCGGUGGUGGUGUACCUCCGAAUCGGCCCUCCCCGGUCGGUGCGAUCACAUCGCCUGUGUCCGAUUUGGACGAGUUUGAUAUCAUCACGAAGCGGGCGGUCAGCAACAACAGUAGCAGUAGCACCAACAACAACUACAACCACAAUGCAGUGACCAGCAACAACCUGAACAACAACAGCUCCCUGCUCCUCGGCGAUUUGGAUCCACUGUCCUCAUCCGGCACGAACUCAAGCUCGCCCAUUGCCGGAGGCGGUAGUGCGGGAGCGGUGAAAAAGACGCCCCAGUCUUUCCUCGGUGAAAACUCAGCCCUCGUCAAUCUGGACAAUCUAAUCAAACCGAUGCCAAGUGGCGGUGGCCUCGGUGCGACGGCCCCCAGUGCUUCGGCUGCUGCCUACAAUCCGUUUGGUGAAUCGGGUACCGCGGGCCCGCCAGCGCAAAAGAACCUAUUCCAACAGAAUCAACCUCAGGUUCCGUCCAUCAAUCAGCUGAAACAGUCACCGUUCCCCGUGACGCUCAAUCAGGAUCCGUGGGCACCGGUUUCAAAUAUGGCCGCGGCGCAACAUGAUGUUGGCGACGACAUCGAAUGUUUCCCAUACGCGCCGUCGGGGGACGCUACGGAGCGGCCUCACGAGCUUGACGCUAAUGCCAAUCGCAAAAUUCAAUCGAUGGCUGCCGACGAAGCCACCACUGAGCCUAGUUGGAGGAAUCUUGACACUAUCGCCGAUUACGAGUACUCCACCCGUCGAGCCGAUGAAGACGACGAUAUUUUCAACACAAACUUCGCACUUUCUUCCGCGACCACAACGGAUAACGUUGGCGGUGGCGGGUUAGUUGAAAGCCAUUUGACGGCGGCGCAAUUGGACAGCACACGCCCGUUGCGCCAGCUUUAUGAUUUCCAUUUCGCAAUCGAUACCGAUAUGUACCCGGAGAUUCCGGCAAGAUCCGCGGCCGGUGGUCAAUUUGAUAUGCUGUCGAAUGCGGCUGACAGCACACCAGGGAGCAAUCAUAUUCAGAGCAACGCAAAUACGGCUUUUACGGCCACCGGUGCAUGUAAUGCUAACAGUAACGGAAAUUACGAUAAUACCCUCAACAAUAACAACAAUGCGCCCUGGAUGAAUCCUCAGUCAUCGAAUCCAUUCCUGUCCUAAGCCCUAGCGUGUAGCAGAGUGUACUGCAAGGCCGAAAGUUUCUUGUUUAUGGCACUGUGGUGCACACACCUCACUGGAACCGGCUUGAGCUUGACACACACGAAUACACACUGCAUUAGAGAGCGGCCGGAAUGGAGCGCCGGAAGCGUAGCCUAGAACUUGCGGCAAGGAUUUGGAAAGCGUAGCGCGCAUCAGAACAAACAAAAAGGCAAACCAUCAAAACAGGAAGAUGUAGGAAUAUUUCUAGAUAUUUGUGAAUCAUAAUCACGCGGUUACCUUUAAAACGCGGGAACCCGGGACGGAAAACCAUGGGAUCACAUGUGGCAAAUGGUGGCGGCCAUUGAAUCAGGGGGCUGCUCUACUUUAGUACGGCGAGUAAGAUCAACUUUUGAAUCGUUUACACACGCAGUGCAAUCAUCCGCGCGCAUCUGUUGGAUAUAAAUUGUAAAUCACGACACCGCUCGGGGCGAAACUCUACUAACUACCAAUUUGUACUACUAACAUAGCAACAACAGAAAAAAUCCCCGAAACCAAUGGGUAUGAAAAGGAACUUUGCAACCGGGAACCUAAAACAGUAAAUCUUCAAUCGAACAACAUGUGUAUCGCUCUUUAAGGCGAGCUGUGCGGCACAGGCGUCUCCAUUUCUCUACUCCUCGAUGCUGAACGAGUGAAAGUACUAUGUGUUGCCCGUGGCCUUUAUUUUCUCAAUGAUUUCAGCAUUCGCGAUGCACAUCUUGCUGUAUCCGAAUACGUUUGGUUCAGAUUAACCGCUGGAGUUUUAUUUCGCAAGUUCAUCGCAUGUUGUGUACCAACUUUUUGGGGAUAGGCCAGACUUUAGUUUGGCGGGACUAUUUUGCUGUUUUUUUCAACAAUGUGUAAGAAGGGCUAAUGAUAAUUUGCGACACAUGAUGAUGAAUCCUGCCACCCAAAGAAUGUUCCGAGCUGGAGUUGUCGAUCAAAAGAUCUAGAGACCGAGAGCAAAUGGGGGAAAACUAAACAUAUGGGACUGCUUGCAGCAAAAACUCGGAUCCACCGUUGGUGGGAUGAAUUUAAGAAAACAAUAUAUGCCUUAUCGUAGCGGGAGAAACUAUACUAGUAAGAGCUGACAAUGAUACUAAACUACUAAACGAUACCAAACUGAUUCGAAGGGGGGAACAUUCUCACCGAAGCAGGGUGUGUUUUGUUGCGCGCGGAACAGGAAAACGAGAAUAGGAUCGUUUGUGACACGAAAAAAGAACUGAUCACGUUCCUAGAUGUCACUGAACCACGCGAGAACGAGCUGGGUAGAUGGGUUUUUAAAGUUCUGUUUCACACCCAGAACUAGACUCUGCAGGUCCAGGUUUUUGGGUGUGUCGAACCUAAACAUGCUGGUUAAAGGGUUGGUCAAGUUUACUACAGUUUUGAUUGGAAACAUCCGACACAAACUUCGCAAGUGUGACACAUCAGAGAAGUGAUUUGUACUGUGAAAAGUGUGUGGCUAUUCUUGUGUAGCACAAUGUUCUGUUUAUUAGUGAAAAAUUGUGGCCGAGACGUAUUGCGUGCAGCCUUUUUCUGUUUGAUAGCUUCUCCGAAAUUAUGCAGGUCAUGAUUAGAGUUGAGUAACUAUAUCCGUUUAGUACCCAAUCCUAAACUGUAUUGUGUUUAUUGAGUAAUAUUAUUUCAUGAAGCAAAAAGGUGUUUCAACCCAGUUUUUUUGUGGUGUGGUCCUUCGUAUCUCCCGCUGUUUUCUACUCUGAUUCUGAUUGUAUUAUUUAUCGUAAGUACGCCAAAUCGUAAAAAAACAUUAUUUAAACAAUUGAACAUAAUUAAAUCACGAACGAUGACGAAAAGCUAGCAAACACGAGGGGGGUGAACGACCAUCAAACGGUCGCUAGUUCCCGACAGCGUUCUUGGCUUGGCUGCUGAGGGCAUCUAGGGAGACGACGAACGAAAAUAGCAAACUUCAUCCUUCUAAAGACGAUUCACGAAAUGUUUGUAUAGGAAAAUGAGAGGAAGCUAAGGAAAAAUGCAAAAAUUAACAAAAAUAUAUAUAUAUUGAGAAAAUGAAAUUAUUUAUAUUUUUAAAACUCUGAAUAAACCAACCAAUU
Messenger RNA from Anopheles cruzii, 4964 nucleotides. It is a transcript of the gene lqf, whose product is annotated as epsin-1. Lineage: Eukaryota; Metazoa; Arthropoda; Insecta; Diptera; Culicidae. Gene Ontology annotation, cellular component: plasma membrane; clathrin vesicle coat; endosome. Bases 232 to 2877 code for a protein of 881 amino acids. Gene Ontology annotation, molecular function: phospholipid binding; clathrin binding. The record is from RefSeq and is a predicted model, not a curated record. The transcript is spliced from 12 exons. Gene Ontology annotation, biological process: endocytosis.